This is a messenger RNA of Sander lucioperca (pikeperch), 3812 nucleotides long. It is a transcript of the gene mef2aa, whose product is annotated as myocyte enhancer factor 2aa. Gene Ontology annotation, molecular function: histone deacetylase binding; DNA-binding transcription factor activity, RNA polymerase II-specific; protein dimerization activity. Lineage: Eukaryota; Metazoa; Chordata; Actinopteri; Perciformes; Percidae. The transcript has 13 exons. The coding region runs from base 462 to 2012 and encodes 516 amino acids. The record is from RefSeq and is a predicted model, not a curated record. Gene Ontology annotation, biological process: positive regulation of transcription by RNA polymerase II; cell differentiation; heart development.
UUGUCAGAUAAGGGGAGGAGUCUCUCGCUGACAAGAGGGACACUGGCUUUUUCUGAGUUUGUCAGCUCCCCCUAAAAUAGCAGUCAGCGUGUAUAUGUGAACUGAAAUAACGUUUAUCCACUGGAGCCACCGAUAUAGAGUGUCUAUACACGGCGACUGACUUGGGAGUAAAGGACAUUUUUUCCGAGGAGGACAAAAAACACCAGAAAGCUGAAAGCCAAGGAUGUAUCGAGUGAAAAAUAAGAGAUAGAAGCUGAACAUUCUUGGUCCAAUAAAGAGGAUAGUGUUUCUUUGAUUGUUUGAUUGUGGUGUGGUCUGUUGAAGAGCGCAUUGCGAAGACAGAAGAAAGAGUGUAUACAAGAAGAGAGACUGUUGCACGAUGUGCUAGGAGAGUGCGGGAAGAAAUCGUGUUGUUUUUCUGAUAUUGUUGAGGUGUCAGAGAGACUGGAAAGGACGCAGCCAUGGGGCGGAAGAAGAUACAGAUCACCAGGAUCAUGGAUGAGAGGAACAGGCAGGUUACCUUCACAAAGAGGAAGUUUGGCCUGAUGAAAAAGGCCUAUGAGCUGAGCGUACUAUGUGACUGUGAGAUAGCCCUCAUCAUUUUCAACAGCUCUAACAAACUGUUCCAGUAUGCCAGCACAGACAUGGACAAAGUGUUGCUGAAAUACACAGAGUACAACGAGCCCCAUGAGAGCAGAACCAACUCUGACAUUGUAGAGAAAUUGAGAAACAAAGGCCAUAAUGACUGUGCUAGUCCUGAUCCUGAAGACUGUUUUGGGCACAGCCCCCUCAUGGACGACCAUUUCGGCAAACUAAACGAAGCGCUAAACAAGAAAGAACACAGAGGUUGUGAUAGCCCGGACCCUGAUGCCUCAUAUGUCCUCACUCCUCACACAGAAGAAAAGUAUAAAAAAAUUAAUGAGGAGUUUGAUAAUAUGAUGAGAAAUCAUAAAAUCCCCACAGCAUUGCCUCAGCAGAACUUCUCCAUGCAUGUGGCAGUGCCUGUAUCCAAUCCUAAUGCCAUGUACCAGCCAGGAGGGACUCUGGGCAGCCAGGCCCUGGCAGCAGCCGCAGCCUCUUUGAGUGACAGUGGGAUGCUGUCCCCUCCACAGGCCUCUCUGCACAGGAAUGUGGGCUCAAGUGGAGGACCCCAGAGGCCCACCAGUGCAGCUCAUACAAUUACACCUAAUUACAAGCUGUGGCCCUUGACUGGGAACGGUUUUGUUAACCCCAGGGGCUCUCCGGGCGUCCUCAGCACACCCAGCGGCAAUGGCCUGGGUAAAGUCAUGCCCACCAAGUCUCCACCACCCCCUGGAGGGAACAUGGGAAUGGGAGGCCGCAAGCCAGACCUAAGGGUUGUUAUCCCUCCAUCUAGCAAAGGGAUGAUGCCCCCACUGUCGGAGGAGGAGGAAAUGGAUUUGAACACCCAGAGGAUAAGCAGCUCCCAGUCCACCCAGUCGCUGGCCACUCCAGUAGUGUCUGUCACCACCCCCAGUUUACCCCCACAGGGCCUGGUCUACUCGGGCAUGCCCACCUCCUACAACCCUGCUGAGUUCUCCCUGAGCAGUGCAGAGAUCUCUUCCCUACAGGGCUUCAGCUCUCCUGGGCUCUCACUGGGCUCCAUGUCGGCAUGGCAACAGCAUCAACUGGGCCAGGCAGCUCUUAAUUCUUUGGUUGGUGGAGGUCACCUACCUCAGGGCUCCAACCUCUCCAUCAACACCAGCCAGAGCAUAAACAUCAAGUCCGAGCCCAUUUCGCCGCCACGGGAGCGUGUCACCCCAUCUGGCUUCCCCCCUCAGCAACCGCAGCAAGGGUCCAGCCGACAGGACGUUCUGGGACGUUCACCUGCAGACAGCCUCAGCUCCUCCUGUAGCUCUUACGACGGCAGCGAUCGUGAGGACCACCGGCCAGACUUCCACUCCCCGCUGGGACUGGGCAGACCCCCUCCUGGCUCUGAGGACAGGGAGAGCCCCUCGGUCAAGCGCUUGCGCAUGGACACAUGGGUGACAUAAAGAGCCCCUAUCAAGCCUCCAGUCACCAGCCAGUCAGAGAGGGGGAGGGGUUAGACAUGGAGAUAAAAGAAAGAGCAAGGGUCCUUAGAGCUAUCAUUAUUAUACUAUUAUUCAACUCCAUUUCAAUUUGUAAGACUGAGUGGCAAAUGUUAUAAGACGGUCAGGACAUAUCAAAAGUAAAUUCUCAAACUGACACAGUAAGAGUGAAAAAGUUAGCUGGACUGAAUUAUAUGCACAAGCAGGUGGUAUCAGGUACUUGGUGCAAUUCAGAUGAGGUUUGCAGAAGAAAGAUGUUCAAAGGAUAUUGUUAAACAAUAGGCGGUAGAUUAUUGUAGUCACUGGUCUAGUCAGACACUUACAUGUAGUUGCUGUAUUGCUGUUGUGCUCGCAAAUUGCAAACAAUCAGAGAAAGUCGUGUUGCUUUCAGGCUGAGGACCCUUACAUAUGAUGUUCACUGCAAGAACUAUCUUUUAAAAUCAUGCUGUAACCACACAAGACCUUUAUCUCAAGUGGCCUCUUGUAAUUUAUUGAUUCAUUCGAUCAGGAGAUACAGAGAACACGGAGUUAAUUAAGACUAUACAGUAAUUUUGAUUACACAGUAAACAAUUGCAACAGUUGAGACAACUUUAGUGAAUAAAUGAAACAAUACUGUUGGAGGUAACAAACAAAAUAGCAACAGACUUUAUUGCAAUAAUGACAUACGAUUAAUUUUAUAAUUUAAAAGAGUGGGAUAUAUACAUGUGCAAUUAAGAUAAUGCGAACCUGUCCAGUUGAACUGGUGAGAAAAUCAACAUGUUCACAUUUGUGUAACAGUUCAUCAGUAAUAUAAGCCAAAGCUGUUCUUUUGUGUCGUUUUGUACAGUUGCUACGGUUUCCUAACAAUUCACUCAAACGCACCAUUUCUUUCAUCAUAGUUUUAUUUUUAUUGUGCUUUAUUGCAAACAGUGUAAAGUCGUGUGAACCAGAUCUUGAAUCGAUAUCUAAAGCCAUGAAAAUUUGCUGUUCUGUUUGUUAUAAUUGAUCAUUUGAGCCAAACAGUUUCUUGUGUUGUGUAAAUAGCGACUUUAAUAUAUAUCACCAGGGGGUGAGUACAUACUGAAAGUACUGUAUGACCACCGUUUUCAAGAAAAGUAUAUUUUUGUGGAUUACAGCCAAGUUUACAAGAGUAGACCCUUAAAAAGUAGAUCAUUCACUGGUCAAUAUUUGCUAUUUUGUUCAUUUUACUGUAAUCUCUUCUAAAUUGAAUUAUCAACAUAACCUCCCAUGUGUUUUACUUCCAGAUAGUCAAUUUGUUUUCUCUCUCUUUAUUAGUGAUGACCUGUUAUGUCCUGAAGACAUUGUAAUAACAAUGCUGCAAGGUUGAGGUUACACUAUUUUCAAAUUUGUGAAGGAUAGCCACAAGGCUAGGGGAAAUAGGGUUUCUUCCCUCCUAUUGUAGUUGUAUACCAGCAGCUGCUGAAUACACUGCCAGCAUUCAAACCCAAGGUCCCAGCCCCAUAAUGAAGAAUAAUCUAUUGUUAUUGCAUGUAGCUCAACUGAAAAGACAUGCCAGCUCUCAAGCCCUUUCCACUAUCCUGUUAUUGGUUAAUUGAAUCACAGCAUAAACGUGGUAGAAAUGGCUGCUGAGCCUCACACAAAACUAAUCGUGCCUCUGCUCAUAUGUGGUUGUAAAUAUCACAGUCAGUCAUAAUUAUGUACAAAAAUACUCAUGUGUUUCCUUAAUUGGCUCCAGACAUUUUAUCUUGUAUCAAUUCCCUAUUACUAGUCAGACUACUAUAUGCCUAGGAACCUUAGGAGCCA